This is a messenger RNA of Lytechinus variegatus (green sea urchin), 2168 nucleotides long. Its product is annotated as isthmin-like. Bases 314 to 2122 code for a protein of 602 amino acids. The record is from RefSeq and is a predicted model, not a curated record. NCBI's taxonomy places the organism in Eukaryota, Metazoa, Echinodermata, Echinoidea, Temnopleuroida, Toxopneustidae. The transcript has 5 exons.
UUUUGACGAAUAUUUUCCUUCUUUGCGCACAACAAGGAUCUUCGUCGGGAUUACAGAGGAAAGGAAAAUAAACCACAUUUUCAACUUGUCACUGUUUGCUAUAUAGAAAUAAAAUAUUACGACAAAGGAUUCCUCAUUCGCUGCCACAAGGAUUUAUAAUCCAGCAUAGCAUAUAACUUUGAAAGUUAAUCAUAUUUUUUGAAUAAGUUAUCGGAAUAACUUCCCCAGUGGCCGUGGGCGAUUGUACGACACGCAUUGUAUGGAGAAUGGUGGUGAUUACAUCAAACUGUGAUGCAACGUCGGGCAAGUGAUUAUGGCGAUGAACAUUACGUCCUCAUGGCCGUACCUACUCCCUCUAGCCAUCUUUGUAAUGACCUGCUGGGCCAUAGUGAUCCCGGGACUAGUCGCUCCUUUGCAGAUUCAUCUUCAGAGGAGAGCUGUUCCAGAGAGCACCACAGACUCGCAUUUAAACGUUCGAGACAAAAACCGCGAUGCCCAACCCCAAAAGCCCAGGUUAGGUAGCACAGAACGUACGAGAAUGGCCACGACAGUCAGUGAUAACUUUUUGUCGAACCAAAACGACAGAACUUCAGGGAAAACCAGUAGAAAAUUAAAUAGUCAAAUCGAAAGGACGAGCACCGUGAAAAAUUUAGUUUUAUCUAAACCUGUGAAUGACAAAGAGACGAACCGCGAAGCCAUUGUGACGCAAUCGUACGCGGAAGGGUUCGUGGGAUGGGAUGACGGGAUAAGAACAGACGUGACGUCACAAUCAGAUCUUUCUAUUGAUAUGGAUGAAUAUUAUACAUAUGAUUACGAUGAUUAUCCUAUGGAUGAUGACGAGGAGGAGGAGGAGGAGGAGGAAGACAUAGAUUUAGUUAUGGAGAUGCGGAGCAAGAAAGACGCAAAUACCAUGAGGACAGAAGAGUUGAGAUCUCUCCAAAGAUUAGCUGAGCUUGCGACCCUCUCAAAUCCAGACUUGGGAUUUGUUAAUCUUAUCACGCCUAAUCCGGACCUCGAUAUCACCAUUGAGGUGGUGACUGAUGACGACGAUGACGAAGCGGCGGCUGAGAUCGAUAACCGGUUGCCGGGUGACGAUCGCCCAUCGAGACCACGGCCACCUCCUCCUUCGCCCCAGUCUGAGCAUCGAGGGAGGGACUCAGGGAGAAGGAAGGGCAAGGGGCGAAAAAAUCACCAAAAUCGGAACAAUAACCGUGGAAAUCAGAAGCCGUCACGUCCAUCGGAAAAUACCAAUAGCAAUACCUCAAGUUCCUUUGAUAUGACGCUCUUUCACCUUAUCAGACACACCGGAUAUCUGGACGGCGAAAAUGAUGAGUCUUCAGCAGCUGGGUUCGGUGGGUGGAGCUCGUGGUCAUCGUGCUCCUCACCAUGCGGCGGAGGAAAACGAGAACGAACUCGACCUUGUGGGUUGCAGUGCCGUACUACAGAAAGACAGGAGUGCAAUAAACACAUAUGCUCUGGGUCCUCCCUGACGUCAGAAUCAGAGAACGAUUUCGACGCUAGCGAACUUCCCAGUGCAACAAGGUCCAAUCAGGGAUUCGUCAUCAACCAGGGUUUCACCAUCGAUGUCGUUGACGAGAUCGCCGACACCAUCGACAGUUCUGACUUCGAUAGCUGCGAAGAAUGGAUGCAGUGUCGCAGUGAGAAGCUGGUGUCCUACCUGUCCCGUCUGGAUGACCUUCCGAGUUGUCCCUGCCACUUCCCGACCAACAACGCCAUCGUGGAUCCUCAGCAAGGCCGGGAGUUCCAUUGGAUUCAACAAGACCCUGAGGCAGCCCGACUGGAUAUCUACAAGCCGACCGCCAGUAGCUGUAUCCAAUCGGUACGUUCCUACCGCAGUACGUCGCUAGCCUCACAGCAGUGCUGCUACGACGCCAAUCAGAGGUUGAUCACCAGAGGCCAAGGGGCUGGUACGCCUCAGCUCAUCACGGCACAGAUCUCCCGGGAGCUGCAUUACAAGAUCGACAUCUUGCCCUGGAUCAUAUGCAAAGGAGACUGGACCAAGUACAAUCGGAUCAGGCAGCCUAAUAACGGCAGAGAAUGCGAAGAGAUUCCAGAUUUGCAAACAUUUCUUUCUCAGGUUGAAGAAGCGCGGGACUUCUGAACAAGGAAGUUAUUUUGUCCUCAAUACAUUCUCUUUGGGAGAGAAA